AUGGGCAAAUGGAACUCCAGCAGUGUGUCUGACUUCAUCCUCCUGGGGCUGGUGGAUUCUGAAGAGAUGCAGCUGAUCCUCUUCCUGCUCUUCCUCCUCAUCUACCUGGUCACGGUGCUGGGGAAUGCAGGGAUGAUAGUGAUCAUUUGCCUGGAUCCCCAGCUUCACACCCCCAUGUACUUUUUCCUGACUCACCUGUCAUUUCUGGACCUCAGUUACUCAACUGUCAUCACUCCUAGAACCUUACAGAACUUACUGACUUCCACCAAGGACAUCUCUUUUCUAGAGUGCUUCACUCAGUUGUACUUUUUUAUACUCUGUGGUGCAGCUGAAUGCAUUCUUCUCUCCUCCUCCAUGGCCUAUGACCGCUAUGCAGCAAUCUGCAGCCCUCUACACUAUCCAGUCAUUAUGUCCACAACACUGUGCCGCAUCCUGCUGGCUGGCUCUUAUAUUAGUGGCUUUAUGGAUUCCACUGUUGUGGUGGUUUAUAUGAGCAGGCUGCAUUUCUGUGGCUCUCAUGUCAUCCAUCAUUUUUUCUGUGACACAUCCCCAAUUUUAGUCCUGUCUUGCAGUGACACUUACGCGGUUGAAAUUAUUAUUUUCAUUUUUGGUGGAUCUACCCUCCUAGUGUCCCUCAUCACCAUAUCUGGAUCCUAUAUGUCCAUUCUCUCCACUAUCCUGAAAAUUAAUUCCACUGCUGGAAAGAGAAAAGCCUUCUCUAUCUGUGCCUCUCAUUUCCUGGGAGUCACCAUCUUUUACAGCACUACAAUCUUUGCUUACUUAAAACCAAAGGAGUCCUACUCCUUGGGAAAGGAUCAGAUAGCUUCUGUGUUUUACACAGUUGUGAUCCCCAUGCUGAAUCCUCUCAUCUACACUCUCAGAAACAGAGAAGUAAUAAGCGCUGUUGUUAGAAUUAUGCAGAAGAGAGAGGGCUUGAGGCAAUUAAACUAA
Molecule: messenger RNA, 951 nt
Organism: Cavia porcellus (domestic guinea pig)
Lineage: Eukaryota; Metazoa; Chordata; Mammalia; Rodentia; Caviidae
Product: olfactory receptor 8H1-like
Exons: 1
Coding region: 1-951 (316 amino acids)
Biological process (GO): sensory perception of smell; G protein-coupled receptor signaling pathway
Cellular component (GO): membrane
Molecular function (GO): odorant binding; G protein-coupled receptor activity; olfactory receptor activity
Source: RefSeq, a predicted model, not a curated record